CUGCUCAGCCUGAUCCAUCUUUAAGAACCUGUUGACUAACCAUAAGGUGUAAUCCUACGCUAUCGCCGUAAAUUUAUCUCAAGAGUUCGAGAAGCAAAAUGAGUGACAGUGACUUCGAGCAAAUCAAUCUUAGCGAUGCUGAAGAAGACGACGAAAACGUAGCCCAAGUUAUCAUGGAAUUCGGUGAAUCCUUUCUUCGAUCCGGAAAGGGGCCGGGUCCCGAAAAACUGGACGAGGUCUCGACUUCUUCCGCUUUCAUCCAAGUGAAGCUAUCCAGUAUUGAUAUCUGUGCGAAAUUAAAGCCAGAUGAAGACAAGGGAGUUCUCUCUGAAGGCAGAGCUCACGAAGAACACAAUUCGUUUCCUCAAGCAGACGAGCAUUCGGAGUGUUCCUUUACUGAGAAAAAUUCAACGGCUAGCGCGGCCGAAUUCUCGACAAUCAGCGAUUUCGAUUUGUUGUCUAUUGGUGGGACCCGCCAAUUUGAAUGCAAACGCUGUUCCAUAUUCAAUUCUGGACUAGAUGUGAUAUGCUCUGGAUGCGGUAUUGCACUGGUCCCCAACCCUUGUCUAGAAGCUGACGCACAGCUUGCAAAAUCUAUGGAGAUGAACGAAAAGAAGCGUGCGUUCGAUCUUCUGAAAAGAGAGGAAACCAUGCGAAAACAAAUAUGGGAACAGCCUUUGUUAUUUCAGGCAGAAACCCUCACUCGUGAUAUUCUAGAGGUUGUACGCAGAUAUGAACCAUUCUUAUUCAACGCGCUACCAGAGGCGGAUCUGAUGAUCCAGGCAUCCCGCUUUAUCGAGUUUGCGCGCAAUCCAGGCACUACAAUCUCCUUGGCGUAUCAUUUCUCGACAAACACUGAGCAGAGAAUGGAUCAAAUCCGUGCUGACGGCUUCGUACCUCCAGUGGAAACAACUGUCAUUGAAGAAGUGACGCAACAAUCAUUUGAUGAUUCUGCAGACACUCAUCGGGCGCCUACUGUGUCUAAGAAUGGCUCUGGUGAGGGUCGCGACGAUACACCUGACGAGAUGGGUUGGAUCUUGGCGUUUUUGGGAAGUGCGGAAGCCACUUCCUCCAACGACCGCACUCUCAAAGUAACGAACGAGACUAGGAAAAUAUGGAAAAUGGUCAAUUCCACCCAAUGCCUUCCGAUCAUCUGUUUUGAACCAUCGUAUGCCGGUACCGAUGAUGUUUGUCGUCUUUAUAACAGUCUCUCACAGGUUUGCUUCGAUUUCUUCAGUACCGACUGGGUUGCGUCAGAACGCAUGCUAUGUGAGCUCGGUUGUGUAUCAGACUCUCCCCGCAAGAAAAAGGUACGGCGCGACGACUACGGAAAAGACCUUGCGACUACGGACAGAGAAAGAGAAAGUAGUCGGGCUGCGCCUUCUGAAGCGCGUUCAAGUUCCGAAACGUCCUUCGAUGUAAAUGUCUUUGCGGGCCCCGAUGCGUCGGAAGGCCGCGGCCGGCUCAGUCUAGAAAUGAGGGCGUCCCCUCUCCCACAUUCUGAAGAGACAUUGGACCAGUCCAAGCAACGCGAAGAAGGCGUCCCUUCGGCCCAGCCCCACUCAUACUAGAGGACUCAACUGAUU
Messenger RNA from Phaeodactylum tricornutum CCAP 1055/1, 1586 nucleotides. RefSeq lists its product with no specific name. The coding region runs from base 99 to 1571 and encodes 490 amino acids. NCBI's taxonomy places the organism in Eukaryota, Bacillariophyta, Bacillariophyceae, Surirellales, Neidiaceae. The record is from RefSeq and is a predicted model, not a curated record. The transcript has a single exon.